CGGUUUUGCAGAGCCAUUGGGACCCCCUCCCUUCCCGGUUCCGAGAGCCACAGCCCCCUGCGCGUGUGGCAGACCCUGGGGACGCCAGGUCACCCUGCGGCCCCGGCCCUCCCGCCGCGCCUCAGGCAUAAUGGUAAUGAAAGCUGCUAUAGAAGACGAUGAUUCAGGAUGGGAACUCAGUCUUCCAGAAAAAAUGGAAAAAAACAAUACAAGCUGGGUGGACAUAACCCAGGAUUUUGAAGAAGCUUGUCGAGAAUUAAAGUUGGGAGAACUGCUUCAUGAUAAGCUAUUUGGUCUUUUUGAAGCCAUGUCUGCUAUUGAAAUGAUGGAUCCCAAGAUGGACGCUGGCAUGAUCGGAAAUCAAGUUAAUCGAAAAGUUCUCAAUUUUGAGCAAGCCAUCAAGGAUGGCACCAUUAAAAUUAAAGACCUAACCUUGCCUGAAUUGAUAGGGAUAAUGGAUACAUGUUUUUGCUGUUUGAUCACAUGGUUAGAAGGCCAUUCCUUGGCACAGACAGUAUUUACGUGCCUUUAUAUUCAUAAUCCAGACUUUAUAGAAGAUCCUGCCAUGAAAGCUUUUGCCCUGGGAAUCCUGAAAAUCUGUGACAUUGCAAGGGAAAAAGUAAAUAAAGCUGCCGUUUUUGAAGAGGAAGAUUUUCAGUCCAUGACUUAUGGAUUUAAAAUGGCUAACAGUGUGACAGAUCUUCGAGUUACAGGCAUGCUAAAGGAUGUAGAAGAUGACAUGCAAAGACGAGUGAAGAGCACUCGAAGUCGACAAGGAGAAGAAAGAGACCCAGAAGUUGAACUAGAACAUCAGCAGUGUUUAGCAGUAUUCAGCAGAGUGAAAUUUACUCGUGUGUUACUGACAGUGCUUAUAGCCUUUACUAAGAAAGAGACCAGCGCUGUUGCAGAAGCUCAAAAAUUGAUGGUUCAAGCAGCAGACCUUCUUUCUGCCAUUCAUCAUUCAUUGCAUCACGGCAUCCAGGCCCAGAAUGAUACCACAAAAGGAGAUCAUCCAAUUAUGAUGGGUUUUGAGCCCCUUGUUAACCAGAGGCUACUCCCACCCACCUUCCCUCGAUAUGCAAAAAUAAUUAAAAGGGAAGAAAUGGUCAACUAUUUUGCAAGAUUAAUAGAUAGAAUAAAAACUGUCUGUGAGGUUGUCAAUUUAACAAAUUUACAUUGUAUCUUGGAUUUUUUCUGUGAAUUUAGUGAACAGUCACCUUGUGUUCUUUCGAGAUCUCUAUUACAAACCACGUUCUUGGUGGAUAACAAGAAGGUCUUUGGAACCCAUCUCAUGCAAGACAUGGUAAAAGAUGCGCUUCGGUCUUUUGUCAGUCCUCCGGUGCUUUCUCCCAAGUGCUGCCUAUAUAAUAAUCACCAGGCUAAGGACUGUAUUGACUCCUUUGUUACUCACUGUGUUCGGCCAUUUUGUAGUCUUAUUCAGAUCCACGGACACAACAGGGCUCGACAGAGAGAUAAACUUGGUCAUAUUCUUGAGGAAUUUGCUACCUUACAGGAUGAGGCAGAGAAGGUUGAUGCAGCACUUCACACUAUGCUGUUGAAACAAGAGCCCCAGAGGCAACACUUGGCCUGUUUAGGCACCUGGGUCCUUUACCACAACCUUCGAAUUAUGAUACAGUAUCUCCUAAGCGGCUUUGAACUGGAACUUUACAGCAUGCAUGAGUACUACUACAUAUACUGGUAUCUCUCUGAAUUUCUGUAUGCCUGGCUGAUGUCAACAUUGAGUCGAGCUGAUGGCUCUCAAAUGGCGGAGGAAAGGAUAAUGGAAGAGCAGCAGAAAGGCCGGAGCAGUAAAAAAACAAAGAAAAAGAAGAAAGUUCGCCCACUGAGCCGAGAGAUCACAAUGAGCCAGGCAUAUCAGAACAUGUGUGCUGGAAUGUUUAAGACCAUGGUAGCAUUUGACAUGGAUGGCAAAGUACGAAAACCCAAGUUUGAGCUUGAUAGUGAGCAAGUUCGAUAUGAACACAGGUUUGCGCCCUUCAACAGCGUAAUGACACCACCCCCAGUGCACUAUCUACAGUUCAAGGAAAUGUCUGACCUCAAUAAAUACAGCCCUCCUCCUCAGUCUCCAGAACUGUACGUGGCAGCUAGUAAGCACUUCCAGCAGGCAAAAAUGAUACUAGAAAAUAUCCCAAACCCAGACCAUGAGGUCACUAGAAUAUUAAAAGUUGCCAAACCCAACUUUGUGGUUAUGAAGUUAUUGGCAGGAGGGCAUAAAAAGGAAUCUAAGGUUCCUCCCGAAUUUGAUUUCUCUGCCCACAAAUAUUUUCCUGUUGUGAAACUUGUUUGAGAGAGACUGAAAAACUGAUCAUAAAGGGGUGGAAUCUAAUUUCAGAUUCCUCUCAGAGCAUAUAUCCAUCAGUCUUACCACAUAACGUGAAGUGAAAUGGAUUUCUUGGGUAACAACUCAUUAUAAGGAAUACUUUUAGUUUGACAGCCUUAUAUGAUACGAAUGAAAACUGCUGUUUUAAAGUGGUUUAUUAUGUUCCAUGGAUGAAACUGGUCUUAUUGAAUGCAUUGAUGAGCGUGAUAUGGUUUUAUUACAGAUUUAAUCAUAAAUCAUUUUUUUAUGAAUGAUGGAGUGAAAAUAGUGUUUGUAAAGGUUAAUAAAUUUCUUGACAAAAA
Molecule: messenger RNA, 2643 nt
Organism: Loxodonta africana (African savanna elephant)
Lineage: Eukaryota; Metazoa; Chordata; Mammalia; Proboscidea; Elephantidae
Gene: NAA35
Product: N-alpha-acetyltransferase 35, NatC auxiliary subunit
Exons: 23
Coding region: 131-2308 (725 amino acids)
Biological process (GO): N-terminal peptidyl-methionine acetylation
Cellular component (GO): NatC complex
Source: RefSeq, a predicted model, not a curated record